AUGCUGCUCCUCGCCCUUCUCCUGCUCCUGGAGCUGAGCCUGGCAGGCUCCCUGGGACCCGGAAGCUCUGCUCAGAACCUCCCGGAGAAUCAUAUCGACCUCUCGGGACCAGCACUGUGGACGCCUCAGGCCAGCCACCACCGUCGGCGGGGCCUGGGCAAGAAGGAGCGGGGCCCAGGCACACCUGGCUGGACCCAGGAUGGGGCUGUGGUCACUUCCACCAGGCAGGCCUCCAGGCUCCCAGGGGCAGAGGGACUGCUGCAUGGGCCGAGUCCUGCAGGCCUGCUGCAAGACAAAGGUCUGCUCCGGGGGCUGACUCGGCCCUACCCCGAGAAGGAGAGCCGGGCUCCAGGGUCAGAGAGGGUGAAGAAACGAGGCAGGGAGCACAAGAGACGGAAGGAGAGGUUGAGGCUGCAUAGAGGCCGAGCCUUGGUCAGAGGCCCCAGCUCCCUGAUGAAGAAGGCGGAGCUCUCAGAAGACCAGUCCCCGGAUGCUUUGAUGGAGGAAUCCUCCACCAGCCUGGCCCCCACCAUACUCUACCUCACCACCUUUGAGGCACCUGCCACCGAAGAGUCACUGAUCCUGCCCGUCACAUCCCUGUGGCCCCAGGCUCACCCCAGGCCUGACGGGGAGGUGAUGCCUACACUGGACAUGGCCUUGUUCGACUGGACUGACUAUGAAGACUUAAAGCCUGAGGUCUGGCCAUCCACAAAGAAGAAAGAGAAACACCGUGGCAAACUCUCCAGUGAUGGGAACGAAACAUCACCAGCUAAAGGGGAGCCCUGCGACCAUCACCAGGACUGCCUGCCAGGGACCUGCUGCGACCUCCGGGAGCAUCUCUGCACGCCCCACAACCGAGGCCUGAACAACAAAUGCUUUGACGACUGCAUGUGCGUGGAAGGGCUGCGCUGCUACGCCAAAUUCCACCGGAACAGCAGGGUCACCCGGAGAAAGGGGCGCUGCGUGGAGCCCGAAACGGCCAACGGCGACCAGGGGUCUUUCAUCAACGUUUAG
Messenger RNA from Rangifer tarandus platyrhynchus (Svalbard reindeer), 1014 nucleotides. NCBI's taxonomy places the organism in Eukaryota, Metazoa, Chordata, Mammalia, Artiodactyla, Cervidae. The record is from the annotation of a GenBank genome assembly.